GUGGUGGCAGCGGCGCCGGCAAGAGUUUUGUAGCGGCAGAGGCGGGAGCCCAAUGAGGAUAUAUACAUGCACACGCAAUACAGCACACAGUCGAUAGCCGGCAGUCGUAGGUAGCGGUCCGUGCUCUCCUUCCUCCUCCAUCCUUUGAGGUAGCGAGGGAGAGAAAAAGAAAAAAUAGAGAGAAACGAAAGAAAGGAGAAGAGAGUAGUAGUAAUUCUUCUUCUCUCCAAUCGUAUCGAAGAAUUUAGCUGGCUAAUCACGAGUCUUAUUAUCGUUUUCUUCUAUCGAGAAAGCUAAGAUCGCAAAAAAGAUAGAUAUUAAAAAUAAAAGAAACUGAGAGAUAUAUAUUAUACACUUAUAUAUGAGAAAGAUUUCAUUGUGACAAGAAGUUAAUCGUCUAUGAAGAUUCCUGCAAGAAUUUUACGUUUACUCUCAUUAAUUAUUUUCUUUUUUUUUUGGUUUUUCUUCUUAUAUUUUAAUUAAUUAACUAUGACCGUUUCGGUGUUGUACUUGUCCUAUUCUUCUCGUGGCCAGCCACGAGAAUUAGGGUUCAAGAUAAAUGAUCGAAUUAUUAUGAAGGAUUAUCAUCGUCGAAGAAGAUAAAGAAAAAAAGAAUUGAUUUUUCCUCUUAAAAUUCCUCUUAAAGAUCGAAUUAGCAACAUCAUUAACUUCUUUAUUCUUAUGUUUUGUUGAAUUUGUUUUUUAUAACGAGUUCAUGUGCAUUCGUUAUUUAAGAAUGGUGUGUGAUUAUUAUAUACGUUUUCCUUGUGUGCAACAAAAACGGAUAGAAAAAAGGUGAAAAGAAAGAUAAAAGUAAAUAGACUGGAAUUAUCAAAAGACUCAGAAGAGGUGAGAAACAGUCUUGAUCGUUUUAGAUUAAAAGAACGAUCGAAAUAAGAGAGAAAAAAGAAGGGGAAAGAAGGGGAAAGUGUGAGAUCCGCGUAGGAGAGCGUAGAACCGCGUUGAGUUCUCUCUGUAGAGAGUAGCCGAGCGAUCAAGGCCCGGACACAGGCCACGAGCUCGCGUUCCUGGCUAUGGGCAAGCUCUCAAUAAUCAUUCGAAGUGGUACUCGUGAAAACGACCGAGAAGAGCCGGCAAAGCAAGAGCAACAACAGCAACGUCAACAACGAUAUCAUCGGCAAAUUUCUUGCCGUAACAACGCCAAAGUCAUUUCGUGCUGUGCCGACUCUUCAUCUGUGAAUAGUAGCUUGUUUGAUGUUUGCGAAGAAACUGCUACGGUGAGAUCCGGUACUCGAGGACAACCACCACGUGCUUUGAAUGCUCUAAAGACGUUCCACAACGAGACCACCUCUUAUUCGUUAUUUUCGUUUUGUACUACGGUAGACUCCGAUAAUAGUGUUGCUAAUAAAGAACGUAAAGAACAGGAUGAACUACUGUUAGUCGUUGGUGAAAACUGUAGAAAAAUUUCUUCUUCUUCAUCUUUGUCUUCGUCGUCGUCGUCGUCGUCGUCGUCGUCAUCGUAUUCCUCGUCGUCAUCUUCCUCUUUAUUGAGGAAACCAACAAAAGGUUUAUCUAAAAGUAUUAUCCUUGCUCUACUCGUGAUGAGCGUUUUGUACGAGCCUAUACUUGGUGUACCAGCACCGGCAUCAUCUUCAUUUUCAUCUUAUGAGCUUCAGCAGCAGCAGGUGGAAACCUAUUCGAGAUUCCUCGAAUUCGAAGAGAACUACGAGGAGGAGGUGAUAUAUGAGCCAACGGCAACGGCUACGCCAACUAGUGCUGGUCAUUCUUCGAGGAACGUGCUCGGCGACGAAGAGCUCGAGAUUAUCAGAAGGAGCAUCGUAGAAAGCCUCGGGCUUCGGAGGAUACCUGAUCCUUCUAAGGCUAACGUAAGCCAGACGGAAUACGAGAGGGCGCACAGAGAGUACCUGAAGAAAGUGCAGCUGUCGCAGCAUCAUGGACCACCGCAGGAGUCGAGAAAACGAAGAAGACUUCACGUGUUUCAUGGCACAGAGCAUUCUGGAAAUAGGACGAGACGAGAGACGACGGAAGUAGAAGUAGAAGAUGAAGAAGAUAGCGAGAUUCUUCAACGAUUGUUCUUUCCCGUGGAAAUUCCCGAGGAUUUAGACGAAGAAGAUUCCACGCUUGAUCACGCAUCCUUGAGGUUCCUGUUGGUGGGAGAUCACCGAGCUACCGACAAUGACAACGAUUUGGAAAUUAUCGUUUAUCUACGAAACGAACAAUUGUAUUCUGACACGAUAGCUUUAUCUUCGUCGUCGUCGUCGUCGUCGUCGAAAACAAGGCCGACAACGAGGAGAAAAAGUCCGCAAGUAAGAAAAAGAAUUCGAUUGGACGAUCCACGAGAUUCAAAAUGGUUAGAAGUAGACGUAACGGAGUUAGCGAUAGCAUGUUUACUCGAUGAACGAAAGAACCUUGAAUUAAAUUUACAAUUUCUUCAAAAUGGUUCACCGAUUGGUCGCGUCUUUGCUUUACCUGCUUUAAAUGUUUUUACAACUGCAUCCUAUGAUGUAACGGGUAAUAAUAACGGUAAUAGAAGAAGGAAACGCGGAACACCGGAAAAAUUGAUGUCUCUUCACAAGGGACGUAGGACCGAGUGUCGUGAGGAUAACAAAAAAUGUUGUAGACACGAGAUGACGGUAAUAUUCAAAGAUCUCAAGGGUUUCGAAUUUAUUGUGCAACCUAAGACAUUCGACGCGGGUUAUUGCAAGGGUCGAUGUCCACCUAGAUACAAUCCUGCCCAUCAUCAUGCACUUUUACAAAGUCUUAUAUGGAAGGAAGAUAAAAGGAAAGCACCGAGGCCUUGUUGUGCACCAAGCAAACUCACCGAACUCGAGAUUCUUUAUUUCGACGAGAACGACUCUACCACUUUGAAGAUCUCCAAUUGGAAGAACAUGCGUGUGCUGGAAUGUGCUUGUUCGUAGAAAGGGAGAAAGGGGCCUUCGAAAGAGAGAGAGAGUGAGAGUGAGAGAGAGAAAGAGAGAGAGAGAGAGAGAGAGAGAGAGAGAGAAGAAAGAGAUAUGGUCUUGAACCAAUCCAGGAGUCGUUUAGGACUCACCAAAGAAUCGUCCGAAUAACAUAUAGUUUUGUGUAAGGUGGUUUUCUCCCUUUUUUCUUUUAUUUUUCACGUACAUCUUUUCCUAUAGAUCUUCCUUUUGUUCAAUUAUUAUAGGAGAUUCACGAGAUAAUAUUUAGAGGAUUAGAAAUUAAAUUCUAAGGAAGAAACCACCAUAAAAUAAAUACAGACCCUUUGACUCCCUCUCGGUAGUAGCGGGUCUCACAUUGACUGUGAUACUAAGAUAUCUGCUCGUCAUUGUUCAUUAUAGUUUAAUAUUAGUCGUAUUUUUUACCGAUAGGAUUCUUUUUAAUCGU
Polistes canadensis is the source of this 3348-nucleotide messenger RNA. RefSeq names its product bone morphogenetic protein 4 (gene mav). Gene Ontology annotation, cellular component: extracellular region. The transcript is spliced from 3 exons. Gene Ontology annotation, biological process: SMAD protein signal transduction; BMP signaling pathway. Lineage: Eukaryota; Metazoa; Arthropoda; Insecta; Hymenoptera; Vespidae. The record is from RefSeq and is a predicted model, not a curated record. Gene Ontology annotation, molecular function: cytokine activity; growth factor activity. Bases 1035 to 2900 code for a protein of 621 amino acids.